This is a messenger RNA of Empidonax traillii (willow flycatcher), 2609 nucleotides long. It is a transcript of the gene FASLG, whose product is annotated as Fas ligand. The transcript has 5 exons. Gene Ontology annotation, biological process: immune response; extrinsic apoptotic signaling pathway via death domain receptors; positive regulation of canonical NF-kappaB signal transduction. NCBI's taxonomy places the organism in Eukaryota, Metazoa, Chordata, Aves, Passeriformes, Tyrannidae. Gene Ontology annotation, molecular function: tumor necrosis factor receptor binding. The record is from RefSeq and is a predicted model, not a curated record. Gene Ontology annotation, cellular component: membrane. Bases 738 to 1619 code for a protein of 293 amino acids.
GGGGGGGAGGUGUGGGCUGCUUUUAUUUACCCCUUUCUCUUGAUAUGUCACUUGUAGGAAGCUGUGUACCUUCAUUGCCCAGGCACUGCUGGGCUCUUCUCUUCAGUAAGAAUCACCUGAAACUGGACAUGUGUGAAUUCUUAGAACAGCCCAUCUUUACUCCCUGGCUGGGAACCAAAGACUGGCAGUGGAAUGGUGUCUGUGAUGCAGGAUCCACGCCCUGUGAAGCAGCCAAGGAAAAGGUCAGAUGCAAAACAGACAAUGGUGAGGAAUUUGUCCCAUGUGAAAUGAAGUGACUCCCCAGGACUCACAGCUGCACUUGGCAUUGGUUCCUCAUCCUUCUGCAGAGGGCAGAAGUCAUCAGCUCUGUCUCUGCCCUCUGGUGCGGGGUGCCAGAGGUUUUGUCGUUCCUUUUGCUCUGCUUGUGGUCUGGGACACCGCAGUGGAAAAGCAGCCGCCUCUGUCCGAGUGGGCUGCUGGAAAGAGUGGCUGGCGGUGGGUAUGAGCUGUUACUCAGCCCGGGACUGGCAGCGCAGCGCUCGUACCCCCCAGCCCGUGGCUGCGGGAGCGCGUUGGGCUCCCGAGCCCCGCGGGCUGGUCCCGCUGCUUCGCGGGGGAGGAGCAGGUUCGUGCCCCGAGCCUGCAGCCGAGGGCGGAAGCUCUUUGGGGUUUGCUGUCGGUGCUUGAGGCUUUCAGAGAGUCGCAGCAUCUGGGCCGGGUUCUCACCGGAUGCAGGGAUGCAGGCGUACAAAGGCAGAGCUGGGGGCUCCCCCAGGGCUCGGCCUGGGACAACCCCGGCAGUUUUUGGCUGCCGUGAGGAGGAGGACACCAAACGUGUCCAGCCCAUCCCGCUCCCGGCCAUGCAGCAGAACUUGAACUACGGCUACCCCCCGAUUUUUUGGGUGGACGGCUGUGCUGAAACAAGUACUUCCUGUCCCUCGGCACCCCCUGUUGCUCCUUUCCCACCGCCAGUACCCGACCGGAGGAGAAAGCCAGGGAAAAAUAGGGAAAGGAGGGGCAUCGACUUCCUGGUGAUCUACCUGCUGCUCCUGCUGGCCUUCACUGGAGUGGGGCUGAGCAUAUUUCGGAUUUUUCAACUGGAGAAAGAACUGGCUGAACUCAGAGAGUCUGCCAGCGCUGAGCACAUCCCUCCAGCUCUGGAGAAACUCAUAGGGCAGAAGGAGUCAAUGAAAAAAGAAGAAAGAAAGGCAGCACACUUAACAGGGAGCCCAUCCCAGCAGGGCCUCCCUCUGGAGUGGGAGCCCAUCUCUGGCCAUGCCUACACCAGUGACAUUCAGUACCGUGACCGGGGGCUCGUCAUCAACGAGACGGGGCUGUACUUCGUGUACUCUAACGUGCUGUUCCGGGGCAGUGUCUGCGAUGGCCAGGUGCUCACACACAUUGUCUACAAGAGAAACCCGAACUCCCCGGGCAGCCACGUGCUGAUGGAGGACAAGGGCAUCAACUACUGCACGGGUCAGAGGACAUGGGCCCGGAAAAGCAACCUGGGGGCUCUCUUCAGUCUCAGGAAGAUGGACAGCGUGCACGUCAACGUCUCCAAAAUCGCUCUGGUUAAUUUUGAGGAAUCCAAGACUUUCUUUGGCUUGUUUAAGCUUUGAAAUGGAGUGUGGCCAGCAGCUCCCCUCACACACACACUCUAGGAUGUGAGGGCUGCCUGAGUGCAGUGGCCAAACUGGGGUCACACACCACGAAACUCACCAAGAAACCGUAUUUUGGCCUUCAGCGUGAGAGGGUUCAAGCCACUGGUAAAGGCUUAAAAGCAGACACCUGGGAAGCAUCAGAGCUGUACUGUGUCAACCUGAAGAGAACUGCACAUAUUCUCCUUACAAAGAAACCGCCAGCAAACUCAAAAUGUGGUGUGCUGCAGACCCCACUGAAACUCACUACUUGCUACCUGAGAAGAUGCUGGGGCCCGCAGCCCCACAUGGUGUCAUGGCCCUGGUGAGCUGGGGCCAGCAGGGACAGCUGGUGAGCAUUAUGGAGGUCCCUUGAGCCCGGACUGCAAGUGUCUGGGUUGUGCCACACUGCAGGGAGUGGUGUGGGAAUAAGUAGUGCCAACAGCUGCUCACCCUGGGCCAUGGCUGCCCACCCUGCCUGGGCACUGGGCUCUGUGCCUGCUGUCCAACAGGCACCUGCCUGCAAGCCAGGCUGUUAGAGCUGGUAUGUUCAUCUUGUGUUUAGCUAUCAAACUGUUCCCAUCCCAGAAAAUGCUCCUCAACCCCUUUAUUUAACUCAUCCCAACUGUCUUGCACGGAUCAUGCCAGAAGCAGUGGUGGCAUGAGGGAGGUCCUGACCCUGGAGUGGAACCAUGACCACGCUGUGGGGGUGGGUCUGGUGGGGAGGCCACGUGCUCUGCUGACAGGAUCUGAACAGCAGGGCAGUGGGGUUUAAGGUGAAAGCACCAUUUCCAUCCCCCCUUCUGCUCUUUCCAGAUGUGAGGAUCCCCUGUGGAUCUGCCACCCCCUUCAUGAUGUAUGUAGUGACAUGUUGGCAUCUAUCCAUGGCAUGGCUUCAGUUGGCCCCCUUGUCAUGAGAUGUUCUAUCCUGAGCAAAACCCAGAUGGUAAAUAAAGAUAUAUUUUUCUAGUA